CAGUUUUUAAUCGAAAAUCAUUUUUCAUCUAACUUUUGUCGACUAGUACCAAACAAACGUAAACUGUGUUAACAAUGAACUAUUUAAUGUUCCAUCAAAGCGGUGAAGGUCAAUUUCCUAAAGUUCCCGACGGUUUGAAGCAACUUAUGUCUGACAUAUCACGUGAAGUGUUGCGUGAGCAGCCAGAAAAUAUUUAUGAAUUCGUCGCCGAUUAUUUGGAAGAAAUGACCAUAGCUAGGGAGCAUAAAGGAAUCGCCGAUAAUGUGUUGGACAUUGUCAUAGACGAUAGGCUAACGAUUUAUGAACAAUUCAAAGAGUGUGGAAUCAGUGUAGAGCAUGCUGAAACGAGCGCGAAAAUAAUCGAAAGCUACUUCAAUGAAUUCAAGCGGAACAAAGAUAGAAAGUGUGACGAUCAGGGAAAACCAAUCAAAUCCAGAGAAGUGAUUCUGGAGAGAGAUGUCUGUCGGAAAAUUAUGCAAGCCUGCAAUCUGACUCGAGAGCAGGACCAGCAACUACGGAAAAUCGUACAAAACUGUUUCAAGAAUUUCUAUUUUAGGGAGAAGGCUUACAAAUUGAAGAUGACACGUAUACCGGAUGCACAUUCGGCGAAUCGCGCUGAAAAAACACUGGACGUUUAUCGAAAAUCUGCGCCGGAGAAAUCCAAACUAGACAAAGCCGCAAUUGUAAUUCAGUCGGCCUAUAGAAGCUACUUUGUGCGAAAGAUGCCAAAAGAGAUGCAAAAGUUUCACGAAUGCGCUACCAAAAUUCAGGCCAGAUAUCGUGGAUACAUGGCUGAAAAGCAACUCCAAAGAGCGAAAGCGGCUGCAAUUAAAAUUCAAGCAAUGUACAGAGGUUACCGUACUAGGAAAUAUUUACGCAGUCAGAAAGAAUUGGAAUUGGAACCGUUCACGAUAGCAUCGGAAAUAGUCAAUGAUAUCGUAAUUGAUUCCAUUUUCGACGAGGUUGAAUCAUCAGAUGAGAUUGGAACUUCGAAAGUAACUUUCGAUGUCUCACCGGAGAAAGACAGAGCUGCUAGAACCAUACAGAAAGUCUACCGCGGUUUUCAAGAGAAAAGGGAAAGGGAUUCAACCCUAGAGACUAAAAUGGGGAAUAAAUGGAAAAUGAGCUUGAAGAAAUAUGACGAUAGCGAAAUUAAGCAGGAAAUACUCGAUAUUAUUGAAGCAUCUCAGAACUCGAUUCCCUUCGAAUGAUGUUUUGACCUUAACGUUUUUUGUAAAAAAAUUUCAGUGCAGUAGGUUUUUCCA
Bradysia coprophila is the source of this 1265-nucleotide messenger RNA. RefSeq lists its product as uncharacterized. Gene Ontology annotation, molecular function: calmodulin binding. Lineage: Eukaryota; Metazoa; Arthropoda; Insecta; Diptera; Sciaridae. The record is from RefSeq and is a predicted model, not a curated record.